Molecule: messenger RNA, 1140 nt
Organism: Indicator indicator
Lineage: Eukaryota; Metazoa; Chordata; Aves; Piciformes; Indicatoridae
Gene: MLC1
Product: modulator of VRAC current 1
Exons: 11
Coding region: 1-1140 (379 amino acids)
Biological process (GO): regulation of response to osmotic stress
Cellular component (GO): cytoplasmic vesicle; plasma membrane; endoplasmic reticulum
Source: RefSeq, a predicted model, not a curated record
AUGACCAGGGAAGACAGUUACAGAGAAGAAUUCAGCUAUGAUAGGAUGCCAACUUUGGAACGGGGAAAACAAGAGAAUGGAAAUUACGUGCCAGAUACCAAAUCCAGUGACCUUCAGCUAUCAAAGAGGCUACAUCCUUGCUUUAGUUACAGAACAUGGAUCUUUUCUUUGCUGAUGGGAACUUGCCUCAUUAUUACUUCUGGAUUUUCACUAUAUCUGGGAAAUAUUUUUCCAUCUGAAAUGGAUUAUUUACGUUGUGCAGCAGGUUCAUGUAUUCCUUCAGCAGUUGUGAGCUUUGCUAUAGCCAGGAAUAAAAUUAAUGUGAUACCCAAUUUUCAGAUUCUGUUUGUUUCUACAUUUGCUGUUACAACAACCUGUUUAGUUUGGUUUGGAUGCAAACUUGUCCUCAAUCCAUCAGCUAUAAAUAUAAAUUUCAAUUUGAUUCUACUUAUUUUGCUGGAAAUCUUCAUGGCAACUACUGUGAUCAUUUCAGCUAGAUCUACUGAAGACUGCUGCACAAGAAAGAAAAAUGCUGCAUAUGACAGUAGUAUCGUUUUGAGCAAUGUCAGCUUUCCUACUCGAAUUCUAAAGUCAUACUCGGUAAUUGAGGUGAUUAUUGGAAUUUCAUCAGUAUUUGGUGGAAUAAUUGCUUUGAAUAUGGAUGUUCUAGUCUCAGGUCCAUAUCUUUCAGUAACAUUCUUUUGGAUCUUAGUUGCUUGCUUUCCAAGUGCUAUUGCAAGUCACGUAGCUGCUGAAUAUCCAAGUAAAUGUCUGGUUGAGGUCCUGAUUGCCAUUAGCAGUGUUACCUCUCCAUUGUUGUUCACUGCUUCUGCAUACUUAUCCUUCAGUAUCAUGCAAGUUGUUGACAUCUUUAAAAAUUACCCACCUGCUGUUAAACAAUCUUAUGAUGUACUCCUAUUGCUUCUGAUGUUGAUGCUACUAAUUCAGGCAUGCCUUACUAUUGGAACUGUAAUACAGUGUGUAAAUUACAAGACAAAAAUGAAACUACAUGAUUCAUCAUGGACAGCAUCACAGGUUAAAAAGCAGGAAUACAGAACAACAGAGGUUUCCAAUAACACCUUAAAGGAUUUUGACAAAGACAAGGCCUGGAAAGCAGUUGUGGUACAGAUGGCUCAGUAG